Molecule: messenger RNA, 2985 nt
Organism: Didymella exigua CBS 183.55
Lineage: Eukaryota; Fungi; Ascomycota; Dothideomycetes; Pleosporales; Didymellaceae
Exons: 1
Biological process (GO): circadian rhythm; regulation of DNA-templated transcription
Cellular component (GO): cytoplasm; nucleus
Source: RefSeq, a predicted model, not a curated record
CACCCGCGCCGCCCGCCCGCACACCAGUCCGUCUCGCUGCGACACAGCCCGCCCGCCUCGGCCGUUGCCGCGCCCGCCGCCUGCCCGUCGACGACGCUCAGCACCUCGCCCUCGGCCCCGGCGCCGGCCAGUGACAGGGCCAACCCGCCCUCGAGCAUCUCGCCGCGCCUGCACCUCAACAACCUCAGCUCCGGCGAGAGCAGCGAUGCCGCCGGCUGGUUCGACAAGACCAACAACGACAUGGGCCACGACGCCUCGUUUGUCGACAACGACCCGCCCUUUCUGCUGAACAACUCGUCGUCGUCGGACCGCACGCCGCCCGACGCCCAUCACCUGCGCAUGCCUCGCCUGCCCUACCGCCCCACCCUGGCCGACCCCGCCACCGACGGCAGCAGCACCGAAGACUUCCGCAGCGUCAUCGACGACCUCACCAUUGCCAACCGCAAGCUGAGGCAGCGGCUGCGCAAGUACGAAAAGGUCCACGACGCCCACCUGCAGGAGGAGAAGCUGUUCGAGGUGCGCUUCCACCACCUGCCCGACCACAAGAAGCGGGAGCUCGAGGAGACGCUGCGCAACUUUGCUGCCGGCCUCGACCACUCGCCCGACGCGCCCGACACGGCCUACCCCCCCGCCCGCGACCAGAAGAACGUCGCUGCCUCGUCCACCCCGCGCUUCGCCGAGUCGGGUUACGCGUCCAUGUCUGCCUCUGGCCAGAACUCGUCCACGCCCUCCAACGGCGCCUCGACCCAGGCCGCCGCCGCCACCGACACGCGCAGGAUGACCAAGUCGGCCUACAGCCGCCAGCAGCAGAACGUCCACUCGUACCUCGACGACAUCCCGCGCGGCCUGUUGCCGCAGCACGAUGCACCCAUGUCGGAAAAGGCACGGAAGAAGAUGGUUGUGCGACGACUGGAGCAGAUCUUCGCCGGCAAGCGCUCCGUGCCCGGACAGCACCCCCAGCCCAUGCAGCAAGAGGAGGUCGCCCAGUCGGCUGCCACGGCCGAUCGACGUGAGCGGGAAGCAGACGGCAGGGCAUCGAGGCCCGAGGGCCAGCGCACUGCUCUGAUCAUGCCUGAGCGCCCUGACGCCGAGGCCAAUCAACAAGACUCCAAGGCCAAUCGACAAGACUCUAAGGCCAAUCGACAAGACUCUACUGCCAAUCGACAAGACUCUACUGCCCCGCACAUUGCUGCACACCACCGCGUACACGAACAAGACCUCGCCGCCUCUGCAUCCGGAUCCGGAUCCGGAUCCGGAUCCCCUGACCAGCGGCCCACGCGACCUCUGGAUCUGGAUCCUUGCCGCGCCCAGGUCCCUGCCGCCAACAUGGACUACUUCCGCCACCUCGGAUUCUCGCCGCCAGACAUGAUCACGACCACCGAGGCACUCGCGGGACAUGGCUGGCUCUACCUCAACCUGCUCAUCAAUUUGGCUCAGCUGCACACCCUCAACGUCACGCCCGACAAUGUCAAGGACGCCAUUGCCGAGUACAGCACCCAGCUGGAGCUGUCCCCCGACGGCCGCAAGGUCCGAUGGAAGGGUGGGCAUGAUUUCUCAAAGGACAGCAGCGAUGGCUCUCCCGAGCAGACGGGCGUCAGCUCGCCCUACCAGACCACGGGCCCGCAGAGGUCGCCGCAAAAGGGCGCCACCAGCAUCGAGAGCAGCGGACGCGGCGGCUCACAACACCCAGGCCGCCAGCUCGCUCCCGCCCAGCAGCAACUCGAGACGUGCAAGUUUGCGUACAAGCCCUUGUUCUUCCGGAGGGAGAGUUCCGACGAGGACAUGGACUUGUACGACCGCACCGAGUCGGCGAGCUCGCUUUCCCAGCCCCAGCAGCGUGGCGAAUCCUCUGCGCUGGGCGGUUUCGCCGUGCAGAGCAGCUUGCCUGACAAGCGUCGCCACGACGGGCCCAUCAUCUUCUACAACAGGGUCAGAUUCUGCACCGACCUUACUGGCGACCGAGUGGGAGCGUCGCUCACUCUUCCCGAAAACUACAAGACCAUUACGAGUCACCCUCUUGGUGCUCAGCUCGACGCGCACGACAGCGAGAGAGCCGAGCUCUGGGAGUCACGAGGACCGUUGGACGAUGCCGUGACGGACUCGGAUUCAAAGGCCGGCGCUUCGACCCCAUCUUCACUCGCGAGCCUCGAUUUCUCUCCUGUCCAUCUCCAAAAGCACAUCAGUGCUGCCAGUCCACACGUGAUGGACUUUGAAGCCUCUGGCUUGGGCGGCGUGCAGCCGGACGAUAACUUCUCGGUCCGCGUGCAGCGCGCGCAGAUCCCUGCAGCACCCGCUGUUGUCCAGGACCGCCGAGCAAGCCUGUACCCCUCGAAGAUCCAAGCCAUCUUGGACGGGAGACGGGUCUCGCAAGCGAAGAGGCGCCGCUCCUGCAGCCCCAGGAAUACGAUUAGAGAGGAGAUUAUUUCCGCAGUGCGCCAGGACAUGCCGAGCUCGAUCCUGCCGCCUCCGUCCUUUUACCCCUUUGACGCGCAGUCUUCUGGCGAGCUUUCCGACGACGAGGAAUCUUCAGACGGCGAUUCAGACACGGGCGAUUCAGACACGGGCGACGGAUCGUCCACUGCGCUGCAGCUGCUCAACAUUGCUCCGCCUGCGCGACGUACACUGGCCGCCGAGCAGACAGACACGUCCUCGGAGGCAUCGCAAUACUCCGACGACGACGACGACGACUUUAGCAUCGACCUUCUGGCCACCGCGCGCCAACAGGACCCCGACACAGUCCGCGCCUUUGAACGCGAGUACGACGCCGCCGUCGCAGAACGCCUGGCCGAGGCCAUUGUCGCAGGCAGCUCUGCAGCGACCGCAGGCGGCGGCAGCGGUUUCAACAGCCCCGCAAGCCGCAUCGGCGGCAGCAGGUCCAAGCACGGCAGCCGCAGGAGCACGCGCAACGCGCAGAGCACAAACAGCGAGGCGAGCCUGUCUCCAGCAGCAAACCUGAAGCGCGCGCGCACUUGCGAGUCCAUCUCG